AAAUUAUUAUUGAUAAUCACCGCAGCAAGUUCGUCACUUGGGGUUGGAAUCGCUGUGCAAAAUAUGCAUUGACGUAUUUGCACUAUAUAUUUUUCGCGAAUAUUUUUCACUUUAUGUCAUCAACGAUCUUAAUUACACAAAAAAAAUACGAAUGGAAACCUGUUAGAUUUGUCAUUUUAAAUAUUCCAAACCUGUUUUACAUAAUUUAUUUAGUUGACUUUAAUUAAAGUGAAACGAGUUCUGAAAAAAUGAAAAGUUUUGCACUAAUUUUGGUGUUUUGCCUUGUCCUAAAUUGUUCCGUGUUUGUCAGUCAUGCUAAAUUUUACUUGCCGGAACCAAAUCAAAAAGAAAUUACGUCGAGAGGAUGGAAUUAUUCGGAAUUUGAGGGGAUCGAUGUAAUUUGGCGAUUUAGACAUAGUAUCCAAUUAGAAAUCAACGAGUUACAAAUGGACGGUCAAAGUGGCGACUUUCUCCUCAUUUCGGACCUUCCUCUUACGUUUGAGGACUAUUUCGACGAGUACAGCGGCACUGACGACAUGCCGACGGAUUUGCUGCCACACUCGAUCGUUACCUCGCAAGGGCUGCUCCUCUCCUGGGAACUUCAGCCAGGCUCAAAAUUUCAAAUUUUGAGCAAAUACGGAACCUUUGUUUACUUUCAUGCCGAGGGAAGCGUUCCUUCCAGGGGGUCAUUUGAGUAUAAAGGCUUCAACAUCACGGUCACAAAUUUGGACGAAGCUCGACUUCCUCCCUCCACAACAACAACGGAAGGGACGAAAGCCCCACCAGCACCGGAUGUUGAAAUUUAUACGUCCAAAUUUCUUCUGUAUCCACCAUUUCAAUUCAAAGAUAAAAAGGAAGCCUUUAAAGAAGCCAUUGCAGAAAUCGGGACGGAAUAUUGUACCGCAGAUCCGGCGUGUGGAGAUCUCUUGACAGAGAAUUUCACCUCAUCCGACGUCAACAUUCCGACGGAUCGUGGCCUCCACAUGUGCGACAUUAGUUGGGACACGUUCGAAAAUUGUGUCGAGGUGACGUUUGCGAUCACGCGGGAGGAAGACGUUGGAGGCUACAUCAUGCCAAAGUGGCGCCUCGACGACAUGUGGGUGAAAUUUGGCCAUCGUCUUGUCGACUUUGGUUUCACGCCGUACGACAAUCAUCCGAAAUCUUUGAAAAAUAUGGACACGUGGAUCUGGAUGGCGUCCUUUUUAGGAAUCAUGCUCUUCCUGAUGAUCCCCAUGUGCUUGUUCUGCAUCAUCCAUGAAGUCAGUACUACGAAACAUGUACCAAGUAACGUCGACCCAGACGAGAUGGAGAAGAAGGAAACGGAAACUUUGACGAAAAAUCCGUGGCGCGACUUGUCGAAUCCUAUUCGACCGAUUUUGGCGAAAUUGAAGCGACAAAGUGAAGACAAUAAGUAUUUAGAAGUCAGCAAUUCUGACACAAAUUCCAACAAUAUGAGCGAUCCUCCACCGUACAAGUCUCCGAAAACCAAAUCCAACGUGCUCUUCCAAGAACAAAACGUGGCUUUUGAAUAUGACAAUCGUGGAUAUCACGAGGACAGCGGGAUCGACGGGGAUGAAAGCGUCCCGUACGGUUUCAAUUUCAACAAUGGAAAUAACCGGGAUUUCAUGGACAUCGCGGAUGAAGAUGAAUUUCCGGAAGAAGACAGAUUUCUCAGAAUUGAAAGACACGCAAGGUUUGGUGAAAAUUCAGACACUGAAAUCUAAAUUUUGCUCUCGAUUUAAGAUGACGAACAUACUUUUUUAAUUUAUUUAUUGUUAAAAUAUAUAAAUCUAUUUACAUAAUAUUUAAUUAAUUGUGAAAUUCUAGCUCGUUUAAAUAAAUAAAUUUUCAAAAUCCGAAACAUAUACGAAUUUUUUCAAAAUUGAAAUUUUUUAUGCAUCAUGCAUCUUUCGUAAAGUUGUAAAACCAUUAAAAGAAAAUUAUUAUAAUGAAUCAAGUUAAUUGUUGGAAAAGUUUAAUUUUAGUGAACCAGGGUAUUUUUCGAUUCUCGAAAAGUUAUCAUAUUAACAGAAUUGUGAUGUGAAAAUUAUUAUAAUUGACGAAAUAAAAUGUUAUGUACAAGGUGACGAUAAAUAAUUAAA
Molecule: messenger RNA, 2102 nt
Organism: Folsomia candida
Lineage: Eukaryota; Metazoa; Arthropoda; Collembola; Entomobryomorpha; Isotomidae
Exons: 8
Coding region: 249-1724 (491 amino acids)
Source: RefSeq, a predicted model, not a curated record